UCAUGCUGAACUUUCCGGGCUCCGGAUCCUGGAGCCGGGUUGGCUGACGACGACAGCUCACCGAUCACUGGCUGGUUAACGGGGAGAGACGUUCGCCUGUUCGUCUCCAAUCACUGCUCUGCUGUGGGCCCCUCCCUCCCAGUGCAUGGGGGCGGGGCGGAUCAGGACCCUGGGGGGGUCCCUGCUCAGGGCUCUCUUUCCUUCCCCUGCAGACGUGACCGGCCCCAUGCCCGACGCCUACAGCCCGCAGUACGUGGAGGCAGCCUGGUACCCGUGGUGGGAAAGCCAGGGCUUCUUCAAACCCGAGUACGGGCGGCAGCGCGUCUCGGAGCCAAACCCCAAAGGGCUCUUCAUGAUGUGCAUCCCGCCCCCCAACGUCACCGGCUCGCUGCACCUGGGCCACGCGCUCACCAACGCCAUCCAGGAUGCCCUGACCCGCUGGUGAGACGUCCCCCACGCCUGCCCUGCAGCUGC
Chrysemys picta bellii (western painted turtle) is the source of this 474-nucleotide messenger RNA. The record is from RefSeq and is a predicted model, not a curated record. NCBI's taxonomy places the organism in Eukaryota, Metazoa, Chordata, Testudines, Emydidae.